Molecule: messenger RNA, 3027 nt
Organism: Drosophila montana
Lineage: Eukaryota; Metazoa; Arthropoda; Insecta; Diptera; Drosophilidae
Gene: msl-2
Product: male-specific lethal 2
Exons: 4
Coding region: 418-2772 (784 amino acids)
Biological process (GO): protein ubiquitination
Cellular component (GO): MSL complex
Molecular function (GO): ubiquitin protein ligase activity
Source: RefSeq, a predicted model, not a curated record
CAUAUUUGAGCAGGUUAGCAGCUCUGCCGCCAUUCACACUGAGUACUGAGCACCACUUAUCAUGAAACGGUCACACUGCAUAAAAGAAUAUAAAACGCAAGCACGGCGUUUCUAUUCACCUUUGUAUUUCUAAGUAUUUAGCCGCUAAGUGAAACAGUGCAACAACAACAACAACAACAACUGCUAGAGGAACGCCAGGCAAUAUUCGAUGCUGACCGGUGGAAAAAGUACAGCAAAAAUCUUAAAUAAUAUGUGUUAAACAAUUGCUGGGCAAUUUCGGCAAGGCAGGCGGCAGCGCAGCGGUUUCGCCAGCGGAGUUGCUGAGAACGGAAACUGUAAACAAACGCGAUCGCUCGGUGGCUUUUCCACAUUGUACAGUCUCACACUCACACACACACACACAGAUACGCCCAUACGAUGGAGGCGCAAAAACUUUAUAUAAAAGUUACGCGACUCUCACUGAAAUCCGCCUCGAAUUUGUCUAAGCGCCGCAUCCAAGAGCUAAACUCCGGCAUUGGUGAACUGCGCCAGCUGCUGUCGUGUGCCGUCUGCUGCCAGCUGCUGAACGAUCCCUACAAGCCGAAGGACAAACGCUGCGGCCAUCAUGUGUGCCGGCUGUGCCUGCGCGGCCGCAAGCGUCUGGUGCCUAGUUGCGCGCAGUGCAACGAUUGCUGCGACUUUAAGACCUACGAGGAGAACAAAUCGAUGGCCAUGACACUGUUGUGCUAUAAGACGCUAUGUGUUCAUCUGCUGCAGUCGUCGCUAUACGCGCAGCUCUACCAGCUGCAGCCGGACAACGAGAGGAGCUACUACAUCGAGCGGCGGCCACGCAUUAGGCUGCCGGACAGACCAACACAAUGGUUCAUACAGGAGGGUGCCAAUUAUGAGGACAUGUGUGAUACAUUUUUAUCACAGCCCGAGUUGCCGUUCCUGGGGCACAUGCCCCCAUCGCUGCCAGCCGAGACGCCGCCAACGACGGCGGCCACAACGCCGGAGCUGCCGUACGAACAGCAUAUGCCCGAUCAGCUGUCCCUCACAGAUAUUGAGCUGGAAGCAGCGGUAACCGGCGAGCAGGCACAGUACGCCCAUCCUUUGCCGAUGAUGACACCGGGUGCGCGCAUUUUAACCCACAGUCACAUUGCACCACAGCCACAAAUGCUGAUACCAGCCGAACAGACAUUGCUGCCAGCUGGUUACAUUGAGUCCCGCUGGUCUGAUCAAGUGGAUCUAUCGGGUGCCCUCUCGCUGCCCACAUACGCCAACAGUCCGACCUACACAACAUACGUAAUGCCCAGCAACGAGCUGCAUAUGCCCUCCAUUGGUCAGGUGGUGCAACUGCCACAGCAGAUGGCAACAACGACGACCACGGCGUUUGAACCAGUUGCCGUCAGUGGUGUCAGCAGUAAACGUCGGCAUGCCCAGCUGCUGCUUGAAGAUGUGCCGGAGGAACAGUUGCAGCAGCAGAUGGACAGCAACGAGCCCGUUGUCACAAGCCAGGCGGGCACACGCAUGAAUUUGCGCAAUCAUAAGGCCACCAUAAUCUCAUCGGUUCAGGUCAAGCCACCUACUGCGACCUCAUCUCCAAUAAUUACAGCAGCUCCCGUGGCUACAGCGCAUGUAGCAAGCCUUCCUGCAGCUGUAGUAAAUGUCGCAGGUGCUCCUCCUCCUCCAGCUGUAGUCAGUGUAGAAGCCGCUCCCGUGGUUGUAGCUGCAGCCCCGGUAGCUGUUGCUCCCGUAGCCGCAGCUCCCACACCUGCCGUAGCUGUAGUUCCUGUAGCCAGAACAACUAGAGCUGCAGCUCUUGUAGCCAAGGCUACCACAGCUGCAGCUCCCGUAACCGCGCCUGUUGUAGCUGCAGCUCCGGUAGCAGCUAAAGCUACCGUUUCCACUUUUCCAGUCACAUCCACACCAGUCAAGGCACGCGGCCCACCACCAGUGUCAGGCAAAUUCCAUAAGGCCAAGCCGAAAGAUACGCGCAUGUCGCACAUUUGUCGCUGUGGCACCACAUCGGCACCUGGCAGAGCGACCUGCCGCAACUCACGUUGCACUUGCUACGUGGCGGGCAAAUCGUGUGUGGAUUGCAAAUGCAUUGGCUGCAAAAAUCCACACCAGGAUGCUGCUGAAACCAGCGAUGAAGAAGACUCCAAUUUAGAAGCGCCCACGAAAACGGUUGCAGAGGUGCCCGCGCCGGCAGCAGCAGCUGCAGAGGAGCCCGCGCCGUCUGCACCAGAAGCAGCAGCUGGCAUGCAAUCUGGCUUCACUUUGGUGCCGCUGGACAAUUUACAGCAGACGCAGCAUCCGUUGGUUCUAAUGCAAAAUGAGAAUGGUCAAUAUCAGGGCUUCAACAUCUUUAACGGCACUGAACCCGUCGAUCCCGCUCAGCUGGGCUUCCAGCGCGUGCCGCUGCGUAGUAAUGAUGGCAAUACGUCCAUACCUGAAUUUGCGUACGUUAUGCCGCCGCCAGCUGUGGCGGAACCAACGCUGGAAACACACUCGACGCCAUCGCCCACAGAGCAGCGGGCAAAGAAGUUCAAGGGCGUGGAGUCCCCUGAAUUAGAUGCCGAUUGCAGUUCGUCCAUCAAGUCUGCGGCUGAGCUUGUCAGUGCCGUCAAUGCUGCCGCUGGCGACAGCCUCGGCGCUGACAAGGAACACGCCAUGUUUGAGUAUUUCCUCAACGAAGAUGACGAUUUCUAUAAUUAUUGCACAACCAUGUACUCAUUUUAUGUUUGUAUUGCCCAAGAGUUUUACCCUGGUACAACCAGUCAGCCAUAAAACCAUAAUCAACAAAUCAUAUACAUAUACUCUAAUCCCAAUGUCUCCAGGAAAGAGCUCUCAAAACUCAUAUAUACCCUAAGUGAGGACACUUAGGCGACUAACAGAAAUUAUUUAUGACGCACCCCUUAGUUUCCUUUUUUAUAAUUUUGUGACCUCUAACUUUAAGUGAUAUUGUAUGUUAACGUACAUGAACAACUUGAUAACCUUAACGCUUAAGUCAGGCGCCGCGAUGCAGGAUCUGCACCAACUAAA